Messenger RNA from Cydia splendana, 4794 nucleotides. RefSeq names its product tectonin beta-propeller repeat-containing protein (gene Pex23). Lineage: Eukaryota; Metazoa; Arthropoda; Insecta; Lepidoptera; Tortricidae. Gene Ontology annotation, cellular component: membrane. The record is from RefSeq and is a predicted model, not a curated record. The coding region runs from base 250 to 4056 and encodes 1268 amino acids. Gene Ontology annotation, molecular function: carbohydrate binding. The transcript has 6 exons.
ACCAUGUUUUAUUAUCUGUGACACUCUGGAUUUCAAGUGUUGAAGCAGUGUUGAGUUGUUGUAACUUCGAUUUUUUACUAUUCGGAAAAACACAAAUAUCAAACCGUGAUUGCGAAAAGGAUGCGUUAAAAUGUUUUGCUGCUCAGAAAAAAUGAAGUUUGAAAAGUUGCGAAGUUAAAAGGGGGGUAGCUCUGUCUAGAAAAAUUAUUUAAAAUAAAGGUUGUAUUUUGUAUUUUAGUAUUUUGUGAAAUGUCUAGUAACUCUUUAUUGUUUUCUCUCAAUAAUGAGGGCAAAGUGUAUGCAUUACCUACAAGUGGAUCAUGUUGGAGGGAAUUCAUGUACCUCGGUUUGGAAUUUAAAACUUUAUCAGCUGUGCCACAUUUCCUUUGGGCAGUAGGAGGGGACCGGCAAAUCUACCUCCACGUUCAUGGAUUAGAAAUCCCUAUCAGGGUACAAGAGGAGUCCUACGAAAAUGAACGUUGGUUGCCACUAGAAGGGUUCAGUGGAAGGCUCCUGCCAACUGAUAGGUAUCACUUUUCUUCUCAAGAUGGCACUCAAGAUAGAGCAAUACAACGCAUCAGGUUACCCUCCAUGGCUUGGCAAUGGGAAGGAGAAUGGCAACUCGAACUUACAUUAGAUGGACACCCUUUAGACCAUGAUGGAUGGACCUAUGCAGUUGAUUUCCCAGCCCAGUUUGGGCCCAGUAAGCAGUGGAAGUCUUGUGUCAGGAGGAGAAAAUGGAUCAGGUAUAGAAAGUUUAGUGCUAUGAACUCAUGGUGUGCUAUAGCACCCCUUCACAAAGACCCCCCUCAGGAACCUUUUAUUGAUGUAAGCAUUGGAGGAAACCAAAUACCAUUUGCAGGGCCUGGUACACUGUCAGUGUGGGCAAUUACUGCUCAUGGGCGAGUCAUGUACAGAGCUGGUGUAAGUGCUACAUCCCCUGAGGGCUUGAAGUGGACUAACAUUAGCAUUCCACCUAAUUGUGAUAUUAAACACAUUUCUGUAGGAGCUACAGGCUUAGUAUGGGCUCUGCUUUGGACGGGCCGAGCCAUAGUAAGAAAGGGUAUUACAAAAGACUCACCUACUGGAGAAGGUUGGCUAGAAGUGAAGUCACCCAGUGAAACAAAGCUCAGUGUCAUCUCUGUGGGAUAUAAUGCUGUUUGGGCUGUUAGUUCUGACAAUAAAGUUUGGUUUAGAAAGGGUGUAGAAGGCAACACGGCUGGCACUUCUGAAGUAUCUGCAAUGGGCACUGGCUGGUUAGAAAUCACAGGAAACAUGACUCAUGUUUCAGUGGGAGUGAAUGAUCAGGUGUUUGCUAUAGGAGAGUCAGACAAGAGCAUAUAUUGGCGAAGCGGAAUUACACCUGCAGAAUUAACUGGAAAGAGGUGGAGAAUGGUACAAGCCAAUAUGCAACUAAGUCGAACAUCAAGUUCUGCAAGCAUGGUUUCAUCAGCAUCUAAUAAUGCAAAGCACCAUAGUUUGACCAUGCUGAAUGAAACUACACAACUAAAGUCUCAUAUUAAUAUUCACAAUUCUUGGGAAGAAUCCCAUUCGGCACCAAUAGAGCAUACACUGCCAAUAAAACCACCAAAGGAACACAUUUCCAAAAAGACUACAGCAGCUACAGAUAUUGAUUUAACAGGUAAAAGUUAUGAAACAACAUUGAAAAAUCCUCGAGCUUGGAGUCCAGUGCGGAGUGUUGGCUCAGUGGUGGGGAUGGAAGCCCAGCCGGACAGUGACAGCAGUGUGUUUGAUGUCGACUCUGGCAUGUAUUUUGAUGAGGAAGUUAGUCAGACUGCAUGGGGAACAUGUGACACAAAUUGGACUUUUGUUGAGGCUGGUGCUUGCUGCAUUGAUCCCGUACAAGUGCCACAUUGGUUUACAGAUAGCCAAAAUUCACUAAAUUCAGACUUAAAUGCUAAUUGGCGUAUCCAGAUACUAGAUUGUUUAAAAAAUAGAAAUAAUCAAGAUCUUGACCUCUCCGACUAUGGCAUAGCUAUUGAUGAGAAGGGCUGGACUCGCAGUUGUGAAGCUAGGUUAAUCACUACUAACAAUGCUGGAGAAGAUUGUAUUCUUUCACUGUACUGGCAUGCCUUAGAAAAUACAGGGACAUUAUCAGUGUUUAAGCCUGAUGGUACAAUUAAAUUUAUUUUAAACCUGGGUGAAGUCACAAGUGUUAUGUCAGCCUCUGAACCAGGAAAUCCCAGAUUAGCCUUAACAGUGCCGCGACAAAAUAAAGAGGCUAUUAAAAUACAGUUCAUGACAGAAAUGGAACAUGAAGAAUGGCUAAAUGUACUGGUGGAUAUCACUUCACAAAUAAACGGACUCUCUGGAAAGCCUUCUGUAAGUUCUGUGUGGGCUGUUACUAGUUCUGGUGACAUACUGAACUGGGACCCCAUGUCAUCCCAACAAAACACUGAAAAUAAAGGGUCCUAUAGCAAGGAAUACCAACUGAUAGGAAAAAAUAUAGUACCAGGAUUUGUUACAACAUUGGACAAUAAUUUCCCACCAGGCACCUCUCUCAAAAUUGUUGGCAGCUUAUUUGAUGAAGUUGGCCGGUUUCAUGUAAAUUUACAAGGUCCAGAGGUAAAAAAACAGAGGCAUAAAAUCGAAACUGAAGUACCUGAAGUUCACUUUCACUUUAAUGUUCGAUUUGAUCAGAACACAGUUGUAUGCAACACAAAAACAUCUGGUAACUGGGGUGUGGAAGAGCGCUAUGAUUUACCUCUAGCUCCUGGUCAAGAAUUUACAAUCAACAUUAUUUGUAUUAGAGAGGGCUUCAAGGUUUUAGUUAAUGAGAAGAAAGUUUGUUUUUAUAGGCACAGAUUAACUCCAGAUAGCAUAACAUCAGCACAAAUUCUAGGCCCUAUGAAACUCUAUACAAUGGAAUACACCUCCACAAGUCCGAUUAUAGGUCCUGAUGAAAUGUAUUGGCGAAUGAUAGGAGGAUACCUCAGAAGGAUAGAGAGUGGUCAAAAUGGAAUCGUUUGGGGAAUAACACACGACCACAGAGUUUGGGUCUACACUGGUGGAUGGGGUGGAGGUGUUUUGAAAGGAAUAGGCAGCAAUGAUGGCAUCAACUCAAUGAACGAUACUCAAACAUACUGCAUAUACGAGAACCAGCGUUGGAACCCCCUAACUGGCUACACGUCAGUUGGCUUGCCUACGGACCGCUACAUGUGGAGUGACAUUACUGGGAAACAUAAGAGAACAAGAGAACACACAAAGUUGUUGAGUCGCCAUUGGCACUGGAUAUCAGAAUGGAUGGUGGACUACAAUACGCCAGGAGGCGUGGACAGCGACGGCUGGCAGUACGCGACCGAUUUCCCAGCGCCAUACCACGGAAAGAAGAUAUUCACGGACUGUGUUCGGCGCCGACGGUGGUACAGGAAAGCUCAGAUUAUAACGGAGGGUCCGUGGGUCCGAGCCGGGAGUACCCCGCUGCUGGACAUAUCUUUAUGGAAUGACGGUGACACAACCUCAGUGUGGGCCGUCACGCUAGGUGGAGAUGCGAUAUACCGGACCGGAGUCACAGUCACAGCUCCCGCGGGUACUCACUGGGAACACAUUAGCAAUCCACAAUCUUUAAUCGCUAUAAGCACGAGUUGCGGAGUUGUCUGGGCCGUUGGCCGAAAAGGAGAACUUUACUAUAGGGAAGGCACCUCCACUGACAACUCUGCAGGUUCCAACUGGAAGUUGAUCGAAGCACCUAAAUGUACUAUUGGAUUUUCGCACAAGACGAAAGUUACUGCGAAGUCAGUAUCGUUAUGUAAUGGAGCGGCCUGGGUCAUUCUAACUAACGGUAUAGUGGUUGUCCGAACGGGCAUAACCAAUACCUGCCAGGAGGGAACACACUGGAAAUAUCUGACAGAUAACGAGAUGACAUUCAAACAAGUGUCGAACGGGGAGCAAGGAGUGUGGGGAGUGGACUCUGACGGGGUGCUGCACCGCCGGCUCGGGGUGUCGACCACCAACCCGGUCGGCAUCGCGUGGCAGCCCGUGCUGUCCGGCGGCGGCGCCCUACUGCACGUCUCGGCCCGGGGACGCCAUCUUUAAAUAUACUCUACCUUAUUUAUUAUAGUCAUGUGAAAACGUGUACCAAAGCUUGACUAAGUUGUGGCCGAUUUUAUCAACUUGUCGAUUAAACGAAGGAACUUAAAUAUUUCUACCAAAGAAACAAAGAAUAUGCUAGAGUGAGUAUUAACUACAAUGAAACUUCCAUACUACUGCUGCCCCCGCUUUAUAUGAACUACAUAUUUUGUAUGACUGUUGUAAUUUAUCCGAAUUCGUGUCUUUCGCAGUCUAUAGUUGGAAAAAUUGGCCCAUAUCCCAUGCGUCCCUAUAAGGAUCUCUAAAAAAAUUACUUGUGAUAUAAUCUUCCAAGUUAGACUGCAGUUAAAAGGCUUUUAUUUAUUAUGCUCAUAUCGUGUUAAAUUUAUGUACGCCCCAAGGCUUUAGGUAAGCGAUUAUUAUAUAAUUAUAUUUAGAAAAAACGACCCAAUGAACUUAAAACUGUAUUUGACUGAAUAUACCUAUUCGAAAUCAGUAUGAUAUGCAUCGGCUUAUUAAAUCGUGCAGUUUACUGAAAUAGUCACUUCGCACACAAUGCUUAACAAUAGAAAUGUACGUACCUAUGUUUUGGGAUAUGUAUUUAUUUUUUCGUCGCCAGUGAUAUUAUGAGUGUAAAAUGUAUUUCUAGUCAUUAAGGAAAUUGUUAGAUACUUUAAGCUCUCAUUUUAAAUAUAAGCUUGAGCAGAACCAUAAUAUAAUAAAAAUAAUAUAUGCAUUUUACAA